GGCGGCGUGGAGGCGGGCGGUGGCGGACGGGCCCCCCCGGCACCCCCCGGAGCCCCGGGACCCCCCCGGAUCCCGGCCAUGAGCGCCACGGAGCCGCCGGGCCGCGGGAUGCGGUUUGCGGAGGGGCAGCUGCGGCGGCACGGCUGGCGGAGAGGGCGGGGGCUGGGGAAGCGGGAGGACGGCAUCGCCGAGGCCAUCCGGGUGAAGGUCAAGUGUGACACAGCGGGGGUGGGACAUGACGCAGCGGAGCCCUUCUCCUUCCACUGGUGGGACCACGUCUUCAACAAGGCAGCUGCCAACAUUGCAGUGGAGGCCGGGCAGGACGGUGUUGCCAUGAAGACCCUUUCUGAGCAGGGAGCCUGGAUCAGCACUAAGAAGCCCCGCAAGGCCGGCGGCACCGGCAGCAUGCUGUACGGCCGCUUCGUGAAGUCAGCCACGCUCACAGCAUCCGGGGAGGAGUCGGCGAAGCUGCCCACUGGCUCGGAGAGCAGCGAGGAGGAGGAGGAGAAGCUGGACCUCUCUUCAGCCAGGAGGCUGACGGAUGAGGAGCUGAUGCGAGCAUGCGGCGGCCGCACGGCACACAAGGGUGCCCGUCACGGCCUGACCAUGAGUGCCAAGCUGGCGCGCCUGGAGGAGCAGGAGCGAGCCUUCCUGGCCACGUACCGACGGAAGGAGCAGCAGCGUGAGCCCCCAGAAAACAGCCCCCCAGCUGAGGGGCAGAAAACAAUAAAGGAAAAAAAGAAACAGUCCAGGGACAGAGCCAACCCCGAGCUGCUGCAGGAGCCAAGUGGAGAAGAGGAGCUGGCAGGAGAGGAAGGGAAGGUCGUGAAAAGGAAGAAGAAGAAGAAGCAGGAGCCAAGCAGGGAAGAGGAGGUGGCAGGAAAGGAAGAGAAGCCUGCAAAGAGGAGGAAGAAGAAGAAGCAGGAGCCAAGCAGGGAAGAGGAGGUGGCAGGAAAGGAAGAGAAGCCUGCAAAGAGGAGGAAGAAGAAGAAGAAGCAGGAGGAGGAAGACGAAGAGCUAGAUGAGCCAGAAAAGAAGAAAAAGAAGCAGCAGCAGGAGGAAGAAGACAAAGAGCCAGAAAAGAAGAAGCGGCAGCAUCGGGAGGAGGAGGAAGACAAGGAAGAGCCAAAAAAGAAGAAGGAGGAGGACAAAGAAGAGCCAGCUGAGACCGAGGUACCUCUAGAAGACACAGAUGGGUCUGAUCACGCUGGGCACAGGCCCAGGAAGAAGAGGAAGAAGAGGAAGAGGGAGCCAGAGUGAGCAGGGACCAAGGCUGCCGCCCUGCACAGCUGCACCAUCUGGCUCUGAGGGUCCCGAUCCUGCCUACUGGUGCCCAGGGGGUGCUCCGGGCCCUUCUCAGGUGGAGCCCAACACUGAGGCCCCCAGCUGCAUGUUCGCUGCCUGGAGACACUGGGCUGGGACUGGUUGGUCUGGAGCUGGAUCAAGCUUUGCACCACCCCCGGGAGCCUUCCUUCUGCCAGGGGUGACCCCAGUGCCCACCAGCCCCGAGGCGGGGGACACCAGUUUGCCAUGGGUCUGUCGCAGAGGGCCACAGAGGGACAGCCCCCACAUUUUCAAGGGCACAAAUAAAAUCUUUAUUGCAGUGAAA
Molecule: messenger RNA, 1609 nt
Organism: Falco peregrinus (peregrine falcon)
Lineage: Eukaryota; Metazoa; Chordata; Aves; Falconiformes; Falconidae
Product: G patch domain-containing protein 4
Exons: 7
Coding region: 79-1260 (393 amino acids)
Biological process (GO): regulation of ribosome biogenesis
Cellular component (GO): nucleolus
Molecular function (GO): nucleic acid binding
Source: RefSeq, a predicted model, not a curated record